Messenger RNA from Cryphonectria parasitica EP155, 2537 nucleotides. RefSeq names its product DNA mismatch repair protein MutL. The record is from RefSeq and is a predicted model, not a curated record. Lineage: Eukaryota; Fungi; Ascomycota; Sordariomycetes; Diaporthales; Cryphonectriaceae. Gene Ontology annotation, biological process: mismatch repair. Gene Ontology annotation, cellular component: MutLalpha complex. Gene Ontology annotation, molecular function: ATP binding; ATP hydrolysis activity; mismatched DNA binding. The transcript is spliced from 2 exons. Bases 143 to 2353 code for a protein of 736 amino acids.
ACGACUGGGGUCAGUCAUGUCGUAUUAUGAGGACGACUCACUCCCUCUAGCUUAUGACUGUCAUUACUUGACAAAAAACCCUUGGUACUGACCCUGACUGCGAGACUACGCUGCCCUCACGCAAUGUCAGAAACAAUACGCCAUGGCUGAGAUUAUGGACAUCGAUAGUCGUCGCGGGACAAAGAGAAAGGCAGGCGAUCUCGGCGACCCAGACUUGAAUACGACCAGGCGAAUCAAGGCACUGGACCCAGACGUUGUGAACAAGAUUGCAGCCGGCGAGAUCAUCGUUGCGCCCGUGCAUGCGCUCAAGGAGCUCAUCGAGAAUGCCGUGGAUGCCGGCUCAACCUCUCUCGAGGUUUUGGCCAAGGACGGUGGCCUGAAGCUUCUCCAGAUUGCAGACAACGGCAGCGGCAUCGACAAGGAAGACCUGCCCAUCUUGUGCGAGCGGUUCACCACCUCCAAGCUGCAGAAGUUCGAGGACCUGUCCUCUAUUGCUACAUAUGGAUUUCGUGGGGAGGCCCUGGCAAGUAUCAGCCAUAUCGCCCAUCUGACCGUCACCACCAAGACCAAGGACUCCCACUGUGCCUGGCGAGCUCAUUACGAUGGUGGCAAGCUGGCUCCAUCGAAGCCCGGCCAGAGCCCUGAACCUAAGCCCAUGGCAGGCAGGAAUGGUACAACUAUUACUGUCGAGGAUCUGUUUUACAAUGUCCCAACCAGACGGCGUGCAUUCCGUUCCGCUUCGGACGAGUACAACAAGAUCAUAGACAUGGUCGGCAGAUAUGCCGUUCACUGCAGUCAUGUUGCCUUCUCCUGCAAGAAGCAAGGAGAAUCCUCCACAAGCAUCUCCGUGCCUGCAACGGCGUCAGUGGCCGACCGCAUUCGUCAGAUCUAUGGAGGUAGUGUCGCCAACGAGCUUGUGGAAUACUCUACAUCUGACGACCGCUGGGGUUUCAAGGCAGACGGCCACGCGACCAAUGCCAAUUACCACAUCAAGAAGACCACCCUGCUAUUGUUCAUCAACCACCGCUGUGUCGAGUCUACCAACAUCAAGAGAGCAAUCGAGCAGACAUAUGCAGCUUUCCUGCCCAAGAAUGGUCACCCCUUCGUCUAUCUCAGUCUCGAGAUUGACCCCCGGCGGGUCGACGUCAAUGUCCAUCCUACGAAGCGGGAAGUCAAUUUCCUCAACGAGGACGAGAUCAUACAGGCAAUCUGCGAGCACAUCCGUACCAAGCUUGCUGCAGUAGAUCAGAGCCGCACUUUCAUGACACAAACUCUCCUCCCAGGCGCUGACUGGGAAUCUUCGCCAAAUCAAGCGGAUGAAGGCAUGGCCCCUUCAACUAGAGCUCAAGCUUCUAGCAAGAAAACUACACGCCCAUACGAGAACAAUCUUGUUAGGACAGAUGCCAACCUCCGCAAGAUCACGAGCAUGUUCGCGCCCACCGGCGGAAGCACUUCGUCCACAGUGGGUGACAAGACGAUUUCGGACCUUGUAGCUCCUGAUGCCCAACCUCCAGAGAUGAUCGACUACGAGACCAAUGACCGCGAGCAGAAUCCAUGCAGGCUCGCUAGCGUGCGCGAGCUUCGCUCUGACGUUCGCGAUGAGAUGCAUCACGAGCUAACCGAGGUGUUGGCAACACAUACUUUCGUAGGCAUUGUCGACGAGCGACGGCGUCUAGCGUCCAUUCAGGGCGGAGUAAAAUUAUAUCUAAUAGACUACGGCCGUGCUUGCUUCGAGUACUUCUACCAAGUCGGGCUGACUGACUUUGGCAACUUUGGCGUCAUCCGCUUCAGCCCGUCUCUCGAUCUGCGCACCGUGCUGCGCGUAGCCGCCGAACAUGAGAAGAGCAAACAAUCUGCUGCGUUAGACGUGGGCGAGGACUUCGACGCCGAGGAGGUCGUCGAGAUGGUCUCGGCACAGCUCAUUGAGCGCCGCGAGAUGCUCUUGGAGUAUUUCUCGCUCGAGAUCUCGCCGACGGGCGAACUCAUCAGCAUUCCGCUGCUUGUCAAGGGCUACACGCCCUCGAUGGCCAAGUUGCCCCAGUUCCUCCUCCGGCUCGGCCCACACGUGGACUGGACGGAUGAAAAGCCCUGCUUGGACACGUUCCUCAAGGAGCUGGCAACGUUCUACGUGCCCGAGAUGCUCCCGCCUACGCCGGGCACUGUGGAGGAGGCGGCAGCAGAGCAGAUCGACGACGAGCUGAGGGCGCGGAGAAGACACGUGCGCUGGGCGGUGGAGCAUGUAUUCUUCCCUGCGUUCAAGGCCAGGCUAGUAGCGACGAGGUCGUUCAUGAAGGGUGGCGUCCUAGAGGUUGCGAAUCUGAAGGGGUUGUACAGAGUGUUUGAGCGAUGCUGAAGAGUGCGUUUCGGUGUUGUUGGCCGCAUGGCGUUUCGGCUGGGAUGCAAGAAGAAUAUGUUGCUACAGUGUAGAAUCGGCGUGAGUAGUGUCUAUGGGCUGCUCCGUAUCUACGUCUCCGACCCAUAUUAUCAAUAGCUACUUUUGCUAUCGGUCUCAGCUUGUGUAUAGUCAUGGGCAAUCA